AAAUUAUUGGUUCGGUUCACCCAGUUGUCACAACACCGGUCACUCCGUUACGCUUCCGAUCGUCGUAAUCCCUAGCCCUCAGAUGAAAGGAGCUUCAACACAUAGGAGCUUUGGGAAUAUACAUAAGGAUGUAGAAAUGGGGACAAAGGAGUCAUAUUGGAUUUAUGAGUAUUUUGGUAAAUGGAGGUUCUUGAUCACUCUGAGAAGAUUGCUAUCCCUCUGCAAAUGUCAAGGAAAGGAUGAGGAGUUCAAAAUUGUUAUCUAUUUAAUAAUAGCUCUGGUGCAUCUUGGAGCACAUGAGUGAUGGAGCCUGUGGAGCACCACUUCAAGAGUUGCUCUUGUGAAUUGUGCCCACUGCACAUCAACAAAUGGCUGGUCGUUCUUCCCGCACCAUAUACGUUGGUAACCUACCGCUAGAUAUCAAAGAGUGGGAGAUUGAAGACCUUUUCUACAAGUAUGGACGUAUUUUGGAUAUCGAAUUGAAGCUUCCUCCCCGCCCUCCUGGUUACUGUUUCGUGGAGUUUGAGGACCCUCUGGAUGCUGAAGACGCAAUUAAGGGUCGAGAUGGCUAUAAUUUUGAUGGGUGUCGUAUCCGGGUUGAACUAGCCCAUGGUGGUAGAGGGCAAUCUUCUCGACGUGGAUAUGGUGGUAGUGGCGGCAGCGGUGGUAGAGGACGAUUUGGGACUUCUCAUCGGUCUGAGUUUCGAGUUGUUGUUCGUGGAUUGCCUUCUUCAGCUUCAUGGCAAGAUCUGAAGGAUCACAUGCGUAAGGCUGGAGAUGUUUGCUUUGCAGAAGUUUAUAGGGAUGGUGAUGGAGCAAUGGGUAUUGUGGACUACACCAAUUAUGAUGACAUGAAAUAUGCAAUCAGGAAACUUGAUGAUUCUGAAUUUCGAAAUCCUUUUGCAAGGGCUUAUAUCAGGGUGAAAUGCUAUGAGGGUAGCCCGCGUGGUGGUCGAAGCCGAAGUAGGAGUCGAAGUGGGAGUCCAAGAAGCAAUAGGAGGUCUGUGUCAAAAUCUAGGUCACCCUCACCAGCCAGAUUAUCCAGAUCAAGAUCAAGGUCAAGGUCGAACUGACUGCAGGAAUGUUUGCACAGCGGUCAACGUCAGCUGAAGUUCCUACUGACUCAGAAUUAGAAACUUCGAAGCAUUUAUGAAUAUUUUGGUGCAUAUGGUAGUGAAGAUUAGCUCAAUAUCUUUCUUGUGUAUCCUGUAGUACCAGCUUAUUCGAUUCAUGUACUACUUUCGGUAGUGCUGCUUGCUUGUAAUGUUGCAUAAAGGACCUGCCCUUUUUGUACCUUUUCUCGUAUUGAAGUAUGGUCGAACGUUCAAAAGAUGUGCUAUUGAGCUAUUAUUAUCUUAUUUGCAGUAAUCUAUAUAAAUAUUAGAUAAAUGUAUCAAGCUCUUCAAAUUUUUUUAGAAUUUCUUUAA
Molecule: messenger RNA, 1427 nt
Organism: Theobroma umbraticum
Lineage: Eukaryota; Viridiplantae; Streptophyta; Magnoliopsida; Malvales; Malvaceae
Product: serine/arginine-rich splicing factor SR34A-like
Cellular component (GO): nucleus; cytoplasm
Molecular function (GO): mRNA binding
Source: RefSeq, a predicted model, not a curated record